GUAAACAGUGAAGAAGAAUCUGUUUAGAGCGGACUAUAGAUCACUGCUGGUCAUCCUCUGUGUAAAACACUCCAGAUUUAACUCUCUGAUCAGUAUUAACGUGUCUCCUCUGACGGUUUACCAGCGUUUCAAAUAUUCGAUUCAAACCCAGGAUCCCUCACUGCCGUGACAAAGGCUGCGGAAAUGGCGGAAAAUACAGGUGAGUGGGGUGGCUAAUGCUAGCUGGGUAGUUAGCAGUGUGAAUUCUGAGCGAGCCUGAACAAAAUCACUCUGUAACACAAACUAUCAAAUAAGGCUUUGGUUCUCGGUUUGAAAGAGACACGGUCCUGAUAGGAUUGUUGGCUGGUUAGAGCUCUGCUCUGCUCUGGAGCUUGUCCCAGUGAACGUUUGCUCUGCCGGCUGCAUGUUGUGUGAGGACACGACCAGAGGAGACUUCAUCCACGACCAGAGGAGACUUUAUUUACGACCAGAGGAGACUUUAUUUACGACCAGAGGAGACUUUAUUUACUAGAAAAACUUCAACUAUUGAGACAAACCUGCAGCCUGGAGUGUCAAAUUCAUAUCUGAUAGUAAAUCCUCCUUAUUUAUACCAUCCAAAGCUGUAAGUUAACACAUGUAAUCUCAAGUGUAUCUGCCAUCUGUGUGGUCAAAUGUUUACACCAAUUCUACAGAUUGGCUUUAGGUCGAUUUUAGAUCAUUAAACACGUCCUUUAUUUCACUGAGGACGUUAAAUGGUCUGUAAGUGUAGGUGGAAAUGAUAAAACUGAUAUUUUUGAAGGAGGUCCUCAUCUGUCAGGUCCUGGACUCUCACACAUGUACAGUUGUAAAAAAUAGUAUGUGAACCCUUUGGGAUUACUUGGAUUUCUGCAUAAACUGGGUAUAAAAUGUCUUCUGAUCGUCAUCUAACACACAAAAAUAGACAAACACAUUCUGCUUAAACUAAUACUUCACAAAAAAUACAUGUUUUCAUUUUUCAUAUUAUUUUGAGUUGCUGUGGCAUGACCUCAAGAGAGCAAUUCACACCAAAAAUUAGGCCUGGGCGAUUUGGUAAAAAAAAAAUGAUCACGAUAUUUUUUCAUAUCGUCCGAUCUCGAUUAUUAUCACGAUUUGUUUUUGAAACUGCCAGUUUUAAAGCAUCUGUACUAAAAACUGAAGAAACUAGAGAUUAGUUCAACAUUUUAUUAAACAGAUCUGUCGUGUUGCCGGUGGCACCGACCGCCAACAUACCUUACACAUUGGCGUCAUUUUUCAAUGUCACUUUGGAGAUACCUGAACCACCACCACACAACCGACAAUAAUUUUCGUUCUCAACAAUAACAUCUUCGGAGGAUGACUCAAAGUCACUGCUGACAUCUAUUUUGUUCUCCUCAACUCCACGUUUAGCUUCCCAUUCGGUCAUUCUGUUUACUUUUCCAGCAAUUUACAGAAGUGAGCAGGAUCGACUCUGAUUGGCUGUUGUGAUGCACAUUUCCGCCAUGUUUGAUUGAGUAAAUAUGCUCACAGCUGAUCACCGUGAUCAAACUGAAAUUUAUCACGAUCAUCAAUCACAAACAUAUAAUCGCCCAGUCCUACUAGACAUCCCAGGAAUAUUGCUGAACUGAAACCGUUUAGUGAGGAGGGAUGGUCCAAAAUUCCUCCUGAACACUGAGCAGGUCUGAUCUGCAACUACAGGAAAUGUUUGGUCGAGGUUAUUGCUGCCAAAGGAGGGUCAACCAGUUCUUAAAUCCAGAGGUUCACAUAGGACUGGGCGAUUCACCUUCGCAAUCACCUUGCACUGUGAAUGUUAACAUGCUGUGUUCAUUUAAAAAAAUAUGUGCAGUAUUAGUUUAAGCAGAAUGUCUUUGUCUAUAGUCAAAUGAAGAUCAGAAGACAUUUUAUGCCCAGUUUAUGCAGAAAUCCAAGUAAUCUCAAAGGGUUCACAUACUUUUUUCUUGCAACUGUAUCUGAACAGGUGAUCAGGAUCCAGGGUUCAGAGCAGGAGGUUCAAUGGGGCAGGGGCAAAAACAUGAAUCACCUUCGCAGUAUUAUCUUAAGUUGGGGUGUAAAAUCCACACAAAACCAAAGUUUUUUUCGUAACUCGUAGACUGUUAUAUUAAACUUAAACUGAAGACAUGGGAGCGCCAGCCCCUCCAUGUGCACUGCUGUCCAGCAUGUAGUCUGUCUGUUCAUUUAGGCUCACAGAACCGGUCAGAGGGAUCUGCUGUAGUUCACUCAGAGCAUCAAAGUGACUUUGACCCUAGCAUGGUUGAUCAUUUUGGGAUUUAUAUGUAUAGAGAAGUUAUAAAAAGAGUGGUGAGCAGCAUUUCUGUGGGUGGGAAUGUCUGGUUGAUGCCAGAAGUCAUAGGAAGACAGCAAGAAUGUUUCCAGCUGAAAGAAAGGCAACAGUCUCCAGAAUAACCUUUCAUUACAACUGGGGUAAACACAAGAGCGUCUCUGAACACACAACAUGUCAAACUGUGAAGCAGAUGGACUACAGCAGUAGAAGACCACGCCAGGUGACCCUUCUGUCAGCUCAGACUAGGAAACUGAGGCUACAGGUCACACAGGCUUACCAAAACUGGACUAUGAAAUAUUGGAGAGACCUGGUCUGAAGAGUCUGACGAUUUCAGGUAGUUGGUCAGAAUCUCUCAGCUCAGCAGGCUCACACUGACAGGACAGGCUGACUCAGUGCUUAAUCAUGUCAGUAAUUCCAUGAAUUCAUUUUCAAAUGGAGCCAAAUUUAGUUUGUUGUGUAUAUGUUUCGGUGUUUUAUUGCUGUUAAAUGUAGAUUUGGCCUGUAAGGCUGUUCACAAUGAGACAGAUAGUUGUCAUGACAUGAUUUCAGCACCCAUCAGUGAGAUGUAUUGUUAAAUAGAUAUAAACAACCCCUUAAGACAAAGAUUUUGCCUCCAAGCUUUUGAUAACCAAAUCACUUGAAUUAUUUUCUCAGCCCUUGUUUAACCCAAACAUUCAUAACUGCUCAAGAAAAGUAGCAACCCUCAAAUCUCAGAAGCUUAAACCGACAGAUAUCGUUAUCCCUGCUAUAGCGUGACAGAACGAUUACAACAGCAUAUUUACAAGAUUGUUUUCUGUGAUUUUGCAGUUAUUUUACUUUUUUUUAACAGUUUUUUGCUUUUGUCUCCUCUCUCUUUUUUUUUGAUCAGAACAAAAUGAGACAAAACAUGACAGCUCAUCAUCUCCAGGCAUGACAGAUCAGGAGAAAGAAGUGGCAGCGAGCGCUCAAGAAGCCUUCAUGGUGAAUCUCUCUUUUCUCUGUUAUCAAACUUUAGAAGUCAGUCCAGCUGUUUGUCUGCUAACCUGGUUCAUGUAUGUGCAUUAAUCACACCCCCGUUCCCCUCUCAGGCGGGGAAAUACGACGAGUCUCUGAAGCAGCUCGAUGCCCUGCAGGAGCUGAACAAAGAGGACUAUAAGAUCGCCCUGAACAGAGCUGUGGUGGAGUUCUAUAAAAGUGGUCAGACCACUACAGGGACUCUGAAGCAGACUCUGCUGACCAUGAAGAACCAGGUACCUGCAGCUUUUCUCUCUAUGCAGAACUUGUCAUGUGUCAGAAACCUCUGUGAUGACGCAAGUUCACUUCCUGUUUAUCUCUCAGGUUCACACAUCAUCAGAGGAUGUGGACGGGCUGGACGAUGUGGAGAAUAGUCUACUGUACUACAACCAGGCCAUCAUUCACUACCACAUGAGACAGUACUCUGAGGCCAUCUCUAUAGGAGAGAGACUCUACCAGUUCCUGGAACCAUUUGGUAUGUCCAAGUACUUAGAGGUAUACUAAGAGGAGGGAACUACAUGCAUUAGAGCAGUGGUUCUCAAGUCAAGUCCUCAGGGCCCACUGUCCUGCAUGUUUUGGAUGUGUCCCUGCACACCUGAUUCAAAUGAUUAGCUCGUUAUUAAGCCAUUACAGAGCUUGAUAACGAGCUGAUCAUUUGAAUCAGGUGUGUUGGAGCAGGGAAACAUCCAAAACAUGUAGGACAGUGGGCCUCGAGGACUGGACUUGAGAACCACUGCAUUAAAGGACUGGGGUAGGAACUGAAUGCUGGCUGUCCCCUUCAUGGGCCAAGGCUACGAUAUCUGCACAAUGCUUGCAGGAUUGAAUUGUCAGUGACCAGUUGAAAUGAAGAUGCUCUGAGGCCGAUAUUCAGCUUGCACACUCUGCAUGAAGCACUUAGUUAAGAUGCGGUCUGCCGAGUUUGUUUUACCAGACUGUAUCAAACUUGUCAGACUGCUCAGAGUAAACACAGCCGUCGUGUUCCUGCAUUACAUGUGAUCAGAAUUAAUCUCUUCUCUCUAGGGAUGCACCGAUCCAAUAUUUGGAUAAGGUAUCAGCUCCGAUAUUGACAAAUGAACUGGAUCAGAUAUCGGAUGAAUGAUGCCGAUCCAGCAAUCCGGUCCAGUCUUUUUUCUUUUAAUACAUGAAAGUCUUACUUCUUUUUGCUGUGUGCUAAUGUGCAAUUUGUUAUUUCCUAAUAAAUGAUAUUGAGUAAAUUUGAAUCUGUGGUAAUUUGUUACCUUUUUCUAAGACUGCGAAUGUUAAGUCUGAUGCUUUCACUCACAUGGCAAGGUAUACAGUUUAUUCGUUCAACAGUAGUAUUGGAUCAGAUAUCGGCUGAUACGUUCAGCCCAGGUAUCGGUAUCGGAUUGGAUCGGAAAAAAUGGAUUGGUGCAUCUCUACUUCUCAUGCAUCAAUAAAUGAGUUAGAUGGAUUUUGUUCAUGUUCGCACGUAUCUGCCCUCAGUUUGGCAUGCAGUCAUUGUGUUGUUUGUCCUAGAAGAGAAGUUUGCUCAGGCUGUCUGCUUCCUGCUGGUGGAUUUGUACCUGCUCACCUUCCAGCCAGAGAAAGCCCUGCACCUGCUGGCCGUGCUGGACAAACUGUCAGUGCAGGGCAGCAACAAGAAUGGCAAAGGAGAGGUACAUCACCGUGCUGCAGUUCACUCUACCUGCUCUUAUUGUCAACAGAAAGAAAAGUUCGCUGUUUAACUGAGACCUUUGUGUUUCCAGAACAACUCAAACAAAGACGGAGCCAAUCAGAAAGCAGAGUUCACAGCUAUGAUCGAGGCAGCUAAAUCAAAGAUGCAUCAGGUGAGUUCACACCUGCUGCGUUUGUGUGUUUGUUUCCCUGUUACUAAGUUACUGACAGCUGUUUCCUCUGCAGUACAAAGUCAGAGCCUACAUUCAGAUGAAAUCCUCCAAAGCUUGCAAGAGGGAGAUCAAAUCAGUCAUGAACACAGCGGGGAACGUGAGUAUCUCUGUGAAUAUUCCAACAUUUUUCUUCUGCCACCAUUCAUCCACACAGAGCACACAUUUGAAAACUUUGCAGCUGACUGGAUAUGCUCAGAAAGAAGCAGCAAGGAGAUGUUACAUGAAGCGUGUUUUCAUAGACUAGAGUCUUCAGGUUGUGAUCAUACUGGCAAUGUGGCGUUUAAAUUCACAUAGAGAAACACGGUUAUUCAAUUGGUGAGUGAAGUCUGUUCCACAGUUAAUUUGUAAUCAAUACCAUGCUAAGUUUGGACUUAUUUUUGUUACACUUUUGAAGUCUCUGAACUCUCUUCUAAGCUGUCUACCUGUAGGAGCCUCCCUGGGGAGGGCUGAUGCAUGCUAACCAGCCACUAUAUGCCGCUGUUUACUGUACAGGAUAUCACUUACCCUCCUGUAAGAGUCUGGACUCACACGGCUAUUCGACUAGUAGUUCACAGGCUGCCUUUGGUUUUUUCCUCACCCACAAUAGGCUUUAUAUUUAGAUUUUAUUCAGACUCAGGAGGAUGAAGCACACACUCCUCUCACUCUGCCCCUGCUACACCUCUUCACAGCAACAGAUACACAUACUGUGCUGUGCUGAACACUCUUAUAACAUUUUUCUCUUUAAUACUUUGGCUGUUUUUUUAUCACUCUGUUGGCAACCUUUAUUGACCGUGCUGGUCUUGAUGGUUUUGACAGGCAAUAAACUUUGUAAAACCUCCUCCUCAUGGAGCCCAGCUGCUGUAAAAACACAUCACAGGUGAAAACAGAGUAAAAGUUGAGGUGUUUUACAACAAAUUGCAGAUGGAGGAUGUAAAGAGAACAGACAUGGCUACUGUUAUACUUGCUGUAUGAAAACAGUCUCUCGUGUCUGUGCACUCUCUUGUUUGUACACACUGCAUUAGUGUACAAACGUAAAGCUGGGCUUGGUUUUCAGGAUGCACCAAUCGGAUAUCGGCUCCAAUAUUGACAAAUUAACUGGAUCGGUUAUCUGAUGAAUGAGUGAUGCCGAUCCAGCGUUCCGAUCCAGUCUUUUUAUCUUUCAAUUAAUAUCAAACACAGCAACUCUGUUUGCUUUAUAUUCUAUUCUAUUCUCUACUUGGUUUAUCAGUGUGUAUCUCCUCUCUUUGACCUGUUUUUGUUUCUUCUCCUUCAGUCUGCUCCCUCGCUCUUCCUUAAGAGUAACUUUGAGUACCUGAGAGGAAACUACCGGAAAGCAGUUAAGCUGUUGAACAGCUCCAACAUCGCAGAGCAUCCAGGACCCAUAAAGACAGGUGAGAACACGCGGAUCAGACUGUUUACAUUCAGUCACGUGGAUGAAAGUUUAAAAUGAUGUGUGCUGUCUUCUUCAGGUGAAUGCGUUCGAUGUAUGUUCUGGAACAAUCUGGGCUGCAUUCACUUUGCUAUGGGGAAGCAUAACCUGGGUAUAUUCUACUUCAAGAAGGCACUGCAAGAGAAUGACCACACCUGUGCACAGCUGGGAGACGGAGGCAACGGGCAAUGUAGGUCACAGCAACCUCAAUUCUACAUCAAUCAGGACAUUUUUAAAAAUGUGGAAAGAAACACGUUUGAAUGUUUUGCAAAUUCUAAAAAUCAGCUGAUUUCAAAUUUUAUGCCAGAAACUUAUUUGGUUGUUCCAUGUCUGUCUUCAGGAACUCGUACUGACAAUUCUCUUCUUCUUCUUCUUCUUCUUCUACCUACUGAACAGCCAAAAAGUUCACAGGUAUCCCCAUGUGCGCUUUGCUAGCCAACAAACGCUAUGAGCUGCUUUAUAACUGCGGCAUUCAGCUGCUGCACAUCGGACGGCCUCUGGCAGCAUUCGAGUGUCUGAUGGAGGCGGUGCAGGUUUACCACUCAAAUCCGCGGCUGUGGCUGCGACUCGCCGAGUGCUGCAUCUCUGCUAACAAAGGGGUAUAACUGAACUCGAUAUCUCAAAACACUUUUCUCUUAUUAACUACUACCAGCAACCUGUUGAGCCCAGUACAUUUUUCACACGGAGGUCUGAAUAAAUGACCUGGUGAGUGAAGACCGUCUUGACCUCGUCUCCUCUCCUCUGUAUUUGUUUCAGGGCUCGGAGCAGGAGAGCAAAGGUUUACCUUGUAAAAAAGGAAUUGUUCAGUCCAUCGUUGGCCAAGGGUAUCAUCGAAAGAUUGUCCUGGCGUCUCAGACAACGCAGAACAGCAUCUACAGGUCAGUGUACCUGAAUCUGCCUCUGAACCACACAGGAGAAAUGGCGGAUUCAGGUGCGUACCUUUACUAUCCAGCAGAGGGCAGCAGUGCUUCAUGCAGCCAUCUUUAGCGAGACCAGUGGUUCUCAAGUCCGGUCCUCGAGGCCCUACUGUCCUGCAUGUUUUGGAUGUUUCCCUGCUCCAACACACCUGAUUCAAAUGACCAGCUCGUUAUCAAGCUCUGCAAUGGCUUAAUAACGAGCUGAUCAUUUGAAUCAGGUGUUCCUGAAUGUACAGAACAGACUGACUCCUUCUUUAGCUUUUAGAGGUUAUCUACCAAACAGCAGCAGGGAUUCUGUCAACCUGUCUUGGAGCGUUUAAUUGUUGUUCAAACCACAGCCUGACUUUUUUGUCACGGCUUUCAGAAAGAAUCUGAAGAUCAUUUUUUUGUGGAUCUGUUGAUUCUGUCUUUCUACUACUUUAGCACAUGAAAUAACCGACAGCUUCAACUGUAGAGCCACAUCAUUUAAUCUUUGUUCCUCCGUGUCAUCUGCAAAUGCACCGUGACCGUGAUGGAUUGGGAAAAGAAAACACACAAACGGACUCGAGAAAUGUCUAUUUUGUGGCACUGACAUCUAGCUAGUAUGAGAGGUCCCAGCUUUAAUCAAAGUGUCACAGUAUAUCUGCAACAAUCUGUUCAACACAAACUCACGGUCAGUCUAACUGAUGAAAAUAAAGGCCGGUUUUGGCUGAUGUGUGUGUGUGUGUGUGUUCGUACAGUGAGGGUCAAUCGGCAGCCAUCCCAGUAGCCAGUAUGGAGUUUGCAGCGAUCUGUCUGAGGAACGCUCUGCUGCUGCUUCCUGAACAUCAGACGCAGGACGCCAAGACAGAGAACGGCUCCAAGAGUUCCAGCCAAUCAGGGAGCACGGAGAGCGGCAGUGAGAACAGCGACGCCUGCAGGUCAGAACACACUUUACAAAUAUACCUGUAAGCACACACUAUACCACCUGAACUGUAGAAGCCGGCCCUGUUCUGUUACCUGAAUUAGAAGAGAUGUAACAAUCUGUGUGUGUGUUGCAGUGGCAAAGGUCAGGAAGGGGAUAAGUUUCUGUCUGCAGCUCCGUCAUCACCUCUCAGGAAACAGGAAGUAGAAAACCUCAGGUAAGGACACACCUCCUAACCCCUCCUUUAUACACCUGUAGACUGCAGCGGCCUGUGAGAUCAUCAGUGAUGUCCCCCUUCUAACUUGCAGGUGCUCCAUCCUGGCCUGUAGCGCUUACGUGGCGUUGGCACUGGGGGAUAACCUGAUGGCUCUGAACCACGCAGAGAAGCUGCUCCAUCAGACCAAAGUGUCUGGAUCACUGAAGUAAGACCUGCACCUGCUGCUUACCUUUCCUGUUUCUGCUGGUCAUAACUCAUCUGUCUGCUCUAUCUGCAGGUUCCUUGGUCACCUAUAUGCUGCUGAAGCCCUCAUCUCAUUGGACAGGAUCUCGGAUGCUAUCACCCACCUGAACCCAGAGAACGUGAAUGACGUUUCGAUGGGAGUCUUGACCAGUGAGCAGGAUCAAGGUGUGUAGGAAUUCACUCUUCACUCGACGUAAACAGACUUCUCAUGCCAUCGCAUCAAUGACUGUGUGUUUCUCUGCAGGGUCGGACAAAGGAGAGGAGCCUGUUGAGUCCCGUGAGUUCACUUAUCUCUUCGUAAAGCUUGAUCCAAGACAAACCUCGCCUGCACAUGCAUCAACACCGAAAUCUUUGUAUACAGAGCUGUAGGGAAAUAUAAGACCUGUAAAAGUCAGUUUGCAUGAAGUUCGUUAAGUUUAGGUCUUUGAAGCAAACACUAACUGUGAUCAUGCUCACAAAUAAAAUUAUGAAAUUAUUUCUGUCUACAAGAUAAAUAAAGACUAUAGACAGAGUGAAAAACAAUUCUAAAGCAGUUGUGCUUCUGAGUAAAAUAUAUCAAUUUCCUAAGUUUCUCUACUAAGAUAAGAGACUAUUUAUCCCAGAUGGAAAAUUCAAUACUAGUUACUAGAUAAAUAGACUGACUAAAAACCCAUUCUGUUUUCAUGAUUAUCAUGUUGUCUUUUCUGUCAUGUUACAGCAAUCCUGAUAGAAAGUUACCUUUUAAAGUGGUGUUGAAUUCUGUUCAGGUGUUACCUCACAGACUGUAUUAUAUUUUUUACCUCAUUUAUAGCGAUAUAGUACAUCUCUGCUAUCUUUACUGCAUUACAUAAUUAUCAUAGUACUCUUAGAGUUAGUGUGUGUGUGUGAGGCACGACAAGAUGCAGAUUUCUCCAGUCAAGUAUGAAAAGAAUUAAAAAGCACAUCAUGGACGACGAGACCACACUCAUCAUCUUUACCCCAGUCUCACAUUUAAGCCCCCCAGUGGAGAGGAAAGACAUUCACUAUUAAAUGUCCAAGUUGGACACUGGUGCAGUUUCAGAAGAUGAAGUCCUCAAAUCAAACACACCAGUUUAGCCCAAAUAAACAACGCUAACCUCCAAAAAUGUACAAACUAGCCCCUCUGACGUGCUGAGGGGUACACAUUUUUAAACAGAUCACCCAGGCAUUAGAAGGGAAGCCCCGAGGUUGCAGCCUUGCCAGGUCCCACAUUCUUGUGAGAAGCAUCUUAACAUUUCGUGCUUUUGUGUGUGUGCAGCAGGGAAACAGACCCCCCUGUGUUACCCCAGCAGUGUGACGUCGGCUCGGGCCAUGAUGCUCUUCAACCUGGGCAGUGCCUACUGUCUGAGGAGCGAGUACGACAAGGCCCGCAAGUGUCUACAUCAGGUAACCAUGGCAACUGCCAACCACUGUGAUUGCUAACAGAAACCUCUCAAUAAGACUCUUUUAUCUUUUAUCACAAACCAACAUCAGGGUUGAAAUUGGCGUAAUCCCCCACAUACACAUUUAUGUCUACACAGCAAAUACACGGUAGUCUACUGUCAAGUUAAAUGUGUAUUUAUUAUGUAAAGCCUCAUGAACUGUCAAUAACAUGUGUUAUGAAAACCGUGUUAUGGAGCCCUACUUACCGUAUUUUUUGCACUAUAAGGCGCACCUGAUUAUUAGGCGCACCAUUAAUGAGCGCGUCUAUUUUCAUACAUAAGGCACACUGGAUUAUAAAGCGCAUUAAGACGAACAAAACAGUCAGAUAAGUCAAACUUUAACUCAUUCAAUAACUCUGUGAGGCUACGGUAGCUGCGGUGCUCCGACAAGCCAUCAGGCUGUGCGACUUUGUAGCUUACCGAGGUCAUAAUAAAACGUUUUGACAGAUUUUUUGAGCGCUGUGUACCACAUAAAAUCGGUUUGAGGUCAGCAAGCACAACCAGAAUUCAUACAUAAGGCGCACCUGAUUAUAAGGCGCACUGAGGAUUUUUGAGAAAAUUAAAUGAUUUUAAGUGCGCCUUAUAGUGCGAAAAAUACGGUAAUUCCUGGCUACCAACCAGAGCCAUCUAAAAAUUUAAUCCAAACAUUGAUUCAAAGACAACUUUAUUUGUUAUGACUUUUGACAUGUACAGACAGAGAAAAUAGUCUCUCUGAUAUCCCAGCUGACAUCUUCACCUCAGUGUCAGUAAACGCAAGUAGAAGGUGCCGGAACCAUUUUUUAUGGAUGUAUUUGUGUGUGUUCAUUUUUGGCAUUGCUGUUGCUGUAAGGAGGUAAAAAUGUUGCGAAAGGGUUUUGAUCAAUUAGAAACAAGUAUUUAACUUGGCAAGAAAGCUGUAGAAUAAAUGUAUUUUAACACUGUUGAAUGUCAGGAGAAAUCAGCUUCACUGUGUGGUUCAUGAACACCAGGAUUGAAAUUUCGUUUUGAGCACUUGACUGGUAAAACUUUGAGAGUAGUAAAAAAAACAAACAUGAUUUUGAGUUUGAUUCCCUUCAUCGUAAAGAUGCGAGACGUCUUUUCUAUGCAACCCUCUGAAUCGAUACUCCUCACUACCUGCACGCCAAAGUUUGACAAGAGUGAGUCAGAGGAGUCGUAGCUGUUUGAAUAUUUUCACAGUUGAUGAAAUCUAUAUCAAUUGUUUGUUUGUUUGCCCUCAUCAGGCUGCAUCCAUGGUCAACACCAAGGAGAUCCCGCCUGAAGCCAUCCUGCUGGGGGUCUACUUAGAGCUGCAGAACGGUCAGAACACACACACACACAUUUGACAAAAUACGUUAAAACCCACAGGGACAGGACAGGAUAAACACUUUGAAGCAGCUAUGGUUUCAGCAUUUAUUAGAAUCUAAAAGUCAAAGCCCUCCCUGCCCUCAGAGCCCUGACUCAUGAUCACAUGAUGCUCUGACCCUGAGCCUGUCUCUGGUCUUUAUUCACUUGAUCUUUAUCAUCCACAGGUAAAUGUAACCCUCCUCCUAUGUUUCCCUCCUCAGGUAACACCCAGCUGGCCCUGCAGAUCAUAAAGAGAAACCAGCUGCUGCCCUCGGCUAUGCAGAGAGUGUCUCCAGACUCCAGGAAGAAACCUGUCCAGCCUCUUCAGACUGUCCAGCCCAUCCAGCUGCCCUCCCCCUACACACAGGUCCAACGCAAAUGAAACCUCCUGACAACCCUUUGUCCCUUCACAUACUCACACCACAGACUCCACACACACACACCUGCCCCCCAAGGAGUGGUGGUAUUUAUGAAGCUGCUUCCCACAGUGUCAGCAGUCGUAUAAAAUACUGACUCGCUGCUGUCUGAUGAGCUGCAGUGGCGUCACAGACUGAGACCUGAGCUGCUGACCUUUUCUUUCUCCAGACUGAGGAAUCUGUCACAUUGCUGUGUGAAAAUAAAUUUUAUUUACUGUGUCAAACAUGUGACUGACUGAUGUUUCAAAAAGAAGUGGGUGAAACGACUUCAGUGAGCAUGUUUUAAUGGUUCGUGAGGUUAAUUAAUUCAUCGUGAUGUAAGUCAUCAAGGUCACGUUUUCUUCAAGUUAUUAAAGACUGAGUCAGGUGUUAAUUCA
Molecule: messenger RNA, 12338 nt
Organism: Xyrichtys novacula (pearly razorfish)
Lineage: Eukaryota; Metazoa; Chordata; Actinopteri; Labriformes; Labridae
Source: the annotation of a GenBank genome assembly